This is a messenger RNA of Recurvomyces mirabilis, 1308 nucleotides long. RefSeq lists its product as uncharacterized. The record is from RefSeq and is a predicted model, not a curated record. The transcript is spliced from 2 exons. Gene Ontology annotation, cellular component: nucleus. Gene Ontology annotation, biological process: positive regulation of transcription by RNA polymerase II. Bases 1 to 1308 code for a protein of 435 amino acids. Gene Ontology annotation, molecular function: transcription cis-regulatory region binding; DNA-binding transcription factor activity. Lineage: Eukaryota; Fungi; Ascomycota; Dothideomycetes; Mycosphaerellales; Teratosphaeriaceae.
AUGAUCGAGAUACGUCGGCUCGCGCAGGUCCAGCGAGUAGUCCUCUGGCGGUACAUGGACACUGGUGGUCAAGCACUGGUAGAGCAUUUCUUGGCCUCUGUCGUACCUCCAAUACUGUCGUCCGUCGAGGUCGGUCCACGAUGGACUUCCACGAAGAUGUUGCUGGCUUCCCUCGCAGAGUCCUCAUCUAUGGUACGGCAUGCUAUGAUGGCAUUCUCAGCGCUCGAGUACAGUGGUGGCGAAAACAGUGUGAGAACGGACCGCCGGGCACUGUACGACAAGGCAUACAAUGUCCUCGUCACUAAUGCCACCAAAGACUCGACUGGGACUGCUGGUAACUUAGUGUAUGGGUUAGCAACAGCCUUCUUCCUUGCGUACGCUGACCUGAUCACGAACAAAGUCCGAGAUGCACAGUCGGUGCUGCGAGAUGCUGCUACUCUUCUUGCAAGUCAUCGAGGCAAGCAAUUGAGCACAGCUGAGAAGCGACUGAUAGCUUGGAUUCGUCUCAUCGACUCUCGCGCGGCAUCGGCAGGUACAGAUGGUGCAUUUGUUGCAGAAACGGACAGAAACGAGUACACUCCGACUACAGCCCGACACGGAACGCCAAAUGAAGGAGAUACCAGAGAAUCUGCGGGUCGUGGUGAUGAUGCAAUAGAAGACAUUCUCUUCGACAUCUUGUAUGCGCCAGGAAUAGCAUUCUAUCAGAGAGUACAGAGCAUCAUGGCACGAGUCAGUAACAUCGAUCCGUGGCAUCGUACUCGCGGCACUGUCGCAGACGAGACAGAAGUCAUGGCUGUCGCUGCUAAGAUCUCUGAAGAUCUGCGGACGCUCGAAGCACAACGUCCAGCACUGAUGGAUCAUGCUGUAGCUGGUGCUUUGACCGAACGUCACAUUGCUCAGGAUAUCGCGGUUGCCAUUACUAGGAGCUACAGGGUGUACUGGGCCAAUUAUCAUGCUGGUCAUAUACAUCUUCAUCGUGUUGCCUACAAGCAUCUACCAGCUACACCUGACGUUAUGGAAGCACGAACCACGAUCAAGCGCAUCACCAAUCUGCUUCAGCAAGCUGGGGAUCAGCUGCCGGUGAACUUUAUCUGGCCUUUAUUAAUGGCGUGCUGCGAGGAAGAUGGUCUCGAGGAGCGCCAGUGGAUGAUACAAGCCAUACGCAACAUGCAGAGCCAAGCAUCAAAUGCUAAACCAAUAGCAGAUGUGCUAGAGGAGGUGCAUCGGCGUCAAGACACGACAAAGCUGAGAGCUGAUGUGCGACAAGUAUCGCUUGAUCUAUUUUCUAUGUCGUUUGCGGUCGUCUAG